Zootoca vivipara (common lizard) is the source of this 10952-nucleotide messenger RNA. The record is from RefSeq and is a predicted model, not a curated record. NCBI's taxonomy places the organism in Eukaryota, Metazoa, Chordata, Lepidosauria, Squamata, Lacertidae.
GUGCGCCUGCGCGCCGAGGUUCCAUUCUUACCAAGCCCAAGCUGCAGCUUUAUCGGCAACACAGGGGCGGAGAAGAGCAUCAGCCAUGCAUUGCAGCAGCAGGAGCAGCAGCGGGGAUUAGAGGCAUCUGCUGCUCCCAUUCGUCUGAAUGCCUCUUUUAGGACGUGCAGGAGUCCAAAUAUCUUUGCGCCUGCCUCCAGUGUCGGCGCCACUGCCUCCGCCGCCAGGAUGGAUUGCUGAACAGAGAAGCAUCAUAGACCUGGUCAUACAGCACGGCUGGUCCGCUCCCAGCUUUAUUUAUCUAUUACUAGUUAUUUUGAAUUGAACUUUUAAUAACCUGCCAGCUGCUCUUCAGACACACAUGGUGCAUUGUUGCCAUUCCCAGAAUCACGUCUUUGAAAUCCAGGCCCUUGGUAACCUCCUUCGAACAAAGAGGCGACCUAGAGGAGACAUCUAUAGCAGGACUUUUCAAACCUGCUGCCCUCUAGCUUCUCCGCUGACUGUGCUGUUUUCCUAGCACAACAUGGAGCCCACCAUGGAGGGUUGCUUGGUCCAGGUUCUGCAGAAGGAUGUUGGGAAGAGACUUCAGGUUGGCCAAGAACUGAUAGACUAUUUCUCAGAUAAACAGAAAUCUGCCGAUCUGGAACAUGAUCAGACCAUGCUGGAUAAAAUGGUUGAUGGCCUUGCUACCUCGUGGGUAAAUUCCAGCAAUUAUAAGGUUGUCCUGCUGGGCUUGGACAUCUUAUCUGCGCUGGUGUCACGGCUCCAAGAUAGAUUUAAAGCCCAAAUUGGAACAGUACUACCGAGUUUAAUCGACAGACUGGGGGAUUCGAAAGACUCGGUUCGAGAGCAGGAUCAGGCAUUGCUGCUAAAAAUCAUGGAGCAAGCUGCUAGCCCUCAGUACGUAUGGGACAGGAUUUUGGGAGCAUUUAAACACAAGAAUUUCCGGACUAGAGAAGGAAUUUGCCUCUGCCUUAUUGCAACACUCAAUGCAUCUGGAGCUCAGAGUUUAACACUGAGCAAGAUUGUGCCACAUAUAUGUAAUUUACUUGGAGAUCCAAACAGCCAGGUUCGCGAUGCAGCAAUAAAUAGCCUAGUAGAAAUCUACAGACAUGUAGGUGAACGUGUAAGGGCUGAUCUCAGCAAAAAAGGAUUGCCACAGUCUCGGUUGAACAUCAUUUUUACAAAAUUCGAUGAGGUCCAGAAAUCAGGAACCAUGAUCCAGGGAUCAGGUGAUAAAAACUUUGAUGAUGACGACUCUGUGGAUGGGAACAGGCCUUCCUCAGCCAGCUCCUCGACAUCUUCAAAGGCUCCAUCAACCUCUCGAAAAUCUGGGAUGAGUUCUGCUCGCAGAGUUGGAACAACACCUCUGGUCUCAAAGGCUCCAGCGACUAAAGAAGGAGCUGGUGCCGUUGAUGAGGAGGAUUUCAUUAAAGCUUUUGAAGAUGUCCCAACAGUUCAGAUUUAUUCUGCCCGAGACCUUGAAGAAUCCAUAAACAAAAUCAGAGAAAUCCUGUCUGAUGACAAACAUGAUUGGGAACAGAGAGUAGCUGCACUAAAAAAGAUCCGGUCUUUAUUGCUGGCUGGAGCUGCUGAGUAUGAUACCUUUUUUCAACUCCUGCGGCUCCUCGAUGGAGCGUUUAAACUAUCUGCUAAAGACUUGCGGUCCCAGGUGGUGCGAGAGGCUUGUAUCACAUUGGGGCAUUUGUCAUCAGUCUUGGGUAACAAGUUUGACCAUGGGGCAGAAGCCAUCAUGCCAACAAUCUUUAAUCUCAUUCCCAACAGUGCCAAAGUAAUGGCCACCUCUGGUGUGGUAGCUGUUAGAUUAAUUAUCCGGCAUACACACAUCCCUCGACUAAUCCCCAUCAUCACCAGUAACUGUACCUCCAAAUCUGUCGCAGUUAGAAGGCGCUGUUUUGAAUUUUUAUAUUUACUUUUACAAGAAUGGCAAACACACUCCCUAGAAAGGCACAUAUCAGUAUUGGCUGAAACACUAAAGAAGGGAAUCCACGAUGCUGACUCUGAAGCACGGAUAAAAGCCAGAAAGUGUUACUGGGGCUUCCACAGCCAUUUUAGUCGAGAAGCAGAGCAUCUGUUCAAUUCGUUGGAGUCCUCAUACCAGAAAGCCCUGCAGUCUGACUUGAAGAACUCUGACAGCAUAGUGUCCUUGCCUCAGUCUGACCGCUCCUCUUCUAGCUCCCAGGAGAGUCUCAAUCGCCCGCUGUCUGCCAAAAGAAGUCCAACUGGAAGCACUACAUCGCGAGCUUCUACAGUGAGUGCAAAAUCUGUGUCUGCAUCAGGGUCUCUCCAACGUUCUCGCAGUGACAUUGAUGUGAAUGCAGCAGCCAGUGCCAAAUCUAAAGUCACUUCUGGAUCAGAUGCCCCCUUCAGCUCAGCAGCAGCCUUGCCCCCGGGUUCAUAUGCAUCUCUAGGUCGGAUCCGCACAAGGAGGCAAAGCUCUGGAAGUACCACCAGUAUCACCUCAUCACCUGCUGACACUCGAGGCCGCAGCCGGGCUAAAGUAGUUUCACAGUCCCAGCCUGGCAGUCGGUCCAGUUCCCCUGGCAAGCUGUUGGGAAGCGCAUACGGUGGACUGAGCAGUGGAACAACCAGAGGACACCCAGCGCCAUCCCCUGCUGAAAAACGCAGCAAGGUCCCUCGAAGCCAGGGCUGCAGCCGAGAGACCAGUCCAAACAGGAUAGGUCUAGCACGGAGCAGCCGUAUCCCCCGACCCAGCGUGAGUCAGGGGUGCAGCCGCGAUACCAGCCGUGAGAGCAGCCGAGAUACAAGCCCUGCUCGGGGCUUCCCUCCACUUGCCUCUCGACGUCAUUCCAGGUCCACUAGCGCUCUCUCCACUGCUGAUUCUGUUGGGCAGUCAGACCGGUUUGGGCUUGGACAGCCAGGCAGGUUGCCUGCCUCUAUGAAUGCAAUGCGAGUCCUCAGCACAAGCACAGAUCUGGAGGCUGCUGUGGCGGAUGCACUGCUCUUAGGAGACUCCAGAAGCAAGAAAAAGCCAGUGAGACGAAGGUAUGAGCCAUAUGGGAUGUAUUCUGAUGAUGAUGCAAACAGUGACGCAUCAAGUGCUUGCUCAGAGCGCUCCUACGGUUCCCGAAAUGGAGGUAUCCCACACUAUCUGCGGCAGACGGAAGAUGUGGCCGAGGUCUUAAAUCACUGUGCAAGUUCCAACUGGUCUGAGAGGAAAGAGGGGCUAAUAGGUCUACAAAACUUAUUGAAGAGCCAGAGGACACUGAGCCGAGUUGAGUUGAAAAGACUGUGUGAGAUCUUCACACGCAUGUUUGCUGACCCGCACAGCAAGGUUUUCAGCAUGUUUCUUGAAACCCUGGUAGACUUCAUCAUUAUUCACAAGGAUGAUUUGCAGGAUUGGCUUUUUGUCCUCCUUACACAGUUGCUCAAGAAGAUGGGAGCUGACUUGCUGGGCUCAGUACAGGCAAAAGUGCAGAAAGCUCUGGAUGUAACAAGGGAUUCUUUUCCAUUUGAUCAACAGUUUAAUAUUUUGAUGAGAUUUAUUGUAGAUCAGACCCAAACACCAAACCUUAAGGUAAAAGUGGCCAUCCUGAAGUAUAUUGAGUCCUUGGCCAGACAGAUGGACCCCACAGAUUUUGCAAACUCCAGUGAGGCAAAACUUGCUGUUUCUAGGAUCAUUACUUGGACAACAGAACCAAAGAGCUCGGAUGUGAGAAAGGCAGCACAAAUAGUCCUUAUUUCUCUGUUUGAACUGAACACUCCUGAGUUUACCAUGUUACUUGGUGCCUUGCCCAAAACAUUCCAGGACGGUGCUACCAGGCUGCUACACAACCACCUCAAGAACUCCAGUAACACUAGUGUGGGUUCUCCUAGCAAUACUGUUGGCCGAACUCCUUCACGUCACCCUAGCAGCAGAACCAGCCCCUUAACUUCACCUACCAACUGUUCUCAUGGAGGACUCUCCCCAAGUCGUUUCUGGGGUUGGAGUGCAGAUGGGCUGUCGAAGCACCCCCCUCCCCUUUUUCAGCCUAACUCCAUCCCCGUUGCUCCUCCUCACAAGACUUUCAGGCGCUCUUACUCUCCCAGCAUGUUGGAUUACGACACAGAGAACCUAAAUUCUGAUGAAAUUUACAGUUCCCUUCGUGGAGUCACAGAAGCAAUUGAAAAGUUUAGUUUCCGCAGUCAAGAAGAUCUCAAUGAACCAAUCAAGCGUGAUGGAAAGAAGGACAGUGACAUUGUUUCUCGAGAUGGCUGCUUAGCCUCACCAGCCACUGAUAUGCGUGGAGGCAGCGAUGUUGUGGAAGGGGGAAGGAUGGCUCUUGAUAACAAAACUUCCCUACUCAACACCCAGCCCCCGCGUGCAUUUUCGGGACCCCGAGCCCGGGAGUACAAUCCUUACCCACACUCAGAUACUAUCAGCGCCUAUGACAAGAGUGCCCUUAAAGAGGCGGUGUUUGAUGACGAUAUUGAUCAGCUUCGGGACGUGCCCAUUGAUCAUUCUGAUUUGGUAGCUGAUCUUUUAAAAGAGUUAUCCAACCACAAUGAGCGGGUAGAAGAACGGAAAGGAGCCCUUUUUGAGCUACUGAAGAUUACAAGGGAAGACAACCUGGGAGUUUGGGAGGAGCAUUUCAAGACCAUUUUGCUGUUAUUGCUGGAAACACUUGGAGACAAAGAUCAUUCAAUAAGAGCCUUGGCACUGAGGGUGUUGCGAGAAAUCUUGAGGAACCAGCCUGCAAGGUUUAAGAACUAUGCUGAACUAACUAUCAUGAAGACUCUGGAAGCACAUAAAGAUUCUCACAAAGAGGUUGUGAGAGCUGCUGAGGAAGCCGCUUCCACUCUGGCCAGCUCCAUCCACCCUGAGCAGUGCAUCAAAGUGCUGUGCCCCAUCAUUCAGACAGCUGACUAUCCAAUCAAUCUGGCUGCUAUUAAAAUGCAAACUAAAGUCAUUGAGAGGAUCUCAAAGGAGUCUUUGCAUCAACUUCUUCAAGACAUCAUCCCUGGCCUGUUGCAGGGCUAUGACAACACAGAAAGCAGUGUUCGCAAAGCCAGUGUAUUUUGCCUCGUGGCAAUCUAUUCUGUUAUUGGUGAAGAACUGAAGCCUCACCUUGCACAGCUCACUGGGAGUAAGAUGAAGCUCCUCAACUUGUACAUAAAGAGGGCCCAGACCACCAACAGCAACAGCAGCUCAUCUUCAGAUGUUUCCACGCACAGUUAAUGGAGAUCUUUGGACAUGCCUGUAGACAUAGAAGCCAUCAGCUGUGCCUCUCAGAGACCCUCCCCUCAUCAGCACGCUCCACCCGCUGAUGGAGGCCAUGCAGAUAUUUAUUGCAAUCAGUAUUUUUAGUCCUUUUAAAAGCUUUCUAUGGUAGGAUAUUAUUGUUAUUGAAUGUAAAGGAAGCAAGGCCUGGGUUGCAGUCUUCUUCAUUGAAAAAAAAGGCGAUAGAACACACCAUGGUUUAACACAUUGCAGUUAUCCACUGACAUUUUGGGGGUCAUACUUACAGUAGACUCUUUGAAAUCAACGGGCUUAAGUUCAUCAUGUGAGUUGAUUUCAGUGGAUCUACCUUGAGUACGACUUCUUGGAUUCAGACCUUGGUUUUUUUUUUAUUAGGUUGUGUUUGUAUCUAUCAAACAUUUGACUAGUUAUUCCUGUUCCUCUAAUUUCAGGAAUGUGUCCUUGUUUCAGAGAUGAGGUUAAAAUUUAGAAUGGCCUCACUUGGGUUUUUCAGGAGAAACCCCUACAUUCUUUAAAAGAAAGGAAAGGAAAGGAAACUAGGCCCCUCAACCCACUUUUUAAAAUUAUUAUGGGGGAGGGGGGAGACACCCACACAAACAAAUUUUAUAGUACCAUCAUCUGAGUGACAUCGGUCAUGAAAAUUCCCUGGGAGAUCUCAGCAAACUUGCAAUGGUGCUGUUUAUAUAGGGCAGAUGCACUUUCCCUACUAUAACCCAUUUAAGACCUGCCUCUGUGUAGAUGUUUCAAUCAUCUGAUUAUUAUUUUUAGCACAUGCUGAGAAACAUUUUUUUUAAGUGAAAAAAGAAAAGAAAGCAAAGCUAUAUGCUGUGAUAUAGUCUUGGUUACAGUAUUCGCUGGGGAUUGAAUUCCUUCUGUAACAAUUUAAUCUAGUUUUAUGAAAUCUUAGAGUGAAUGCACUGUAAUAUCUCUGAACUGGUUAAGUAUCAACACUGUCAAAGGAACUGACAACCUAUCUCUUAGAAAAGAUAUGUGAAAUGUGCUACUACUGCUGCUUCAAUCCUCAGUAUGAAAUUUGUACUUUCCAAAGCUCAAUUGGCUUUUGUAGGAGCUGCAACUCAGAUAACCAGGCCUUUCUUUCUUAAUAAAACACUGCUUUCGUUUGUCAACCAAUGCUCCUUAGUGUGACACUUUUUCUGUUGCCACCUCCCCACCCAACCUUUGAGUACUCCAGGAGUUUGUCACCCCCCCCCCCCAAACCACCACACAAUCUGGUUUAUUUAUAAUCUUGUUUUGUGUCUACUGUACAUAGCAAAUUGUUCCCCUUCUCUCUCAGCAUUUCAGAUAUGACUCUGUUUCAUUAGGGUAGUACUCAAAGGGCUAGGUAGUACUCAACCUGCACCAAUCUGCUUUCUUAAAGCUAUACAGUUGAGGGUGGGGUGGGUGUUUCUUCCAGGCACAAGACCCCUUUGGCUACCAAUCCAUACAUGCUGGUGAAGACAAAUCUGCAUGAUGUUGGCGCUUAGCUGCCAGAUUACGGAGGGCUCCUACCUUUUCUCAGCACUGUCCAAAUGUCUGCAGCUGCCUUUUUACUUGCUGCCUCCUUACGCAGGGCUUUAACUUUUCAGACCUUUUGAAAGAGGUUUCUUUUUCUUUGUAUUCUUCCCCAUCCUCUCAUCCCCCCCCCCUCCCUCACCCCGCACCCAUUUCCCUCCUCUUCCCAGACCUUCAUAUCUGAGAAUCCGCACAGAACAUCCCUGCCUGCUGUUGGGUUGGGUUCGAUGGAGAUGUACAUGCUGCCAGUGGGGCGCCAGCGUCCCAGGGCAUGAGCAAACAAAUCAAUGCAACCCCUUUCACACCAUCUGAAGUACUGUUGGUCUCUUAUAUAGUCCUGCAUCGAUUGAGGCAUGUGGCUUCCUUUUAAAAGGUACACUAUGUGUGCUUGCCUGGAUUACAGUACAACACAAGACCUUUUCUAUCGCUUCCUAGUAGCUUCUCAAUAACCUGUAUAAGUAAUGUAACUUGCAACGUUGUCAUAUAAAUCUUCUUUCUACCACCCUCCCAGACCCUUUUAUUUAUCAAGUGUAGUAGUUCAUAUUAAAGGACAACAGAGAAAUGUUUGUAGAAUGCAGCCGGAUUUUGCUAACAGUAAUAAUGUUUUAAAUGGGAAGGAUGGGCUUGUAAAGCCACUCAAAACAGUCAGCCAUCAGAAAAGAGUUUGUUGGCACAGUGUUCACGCGCAUGUAUUUAAUUUCUAUUUUUGGGUUGGUUAUUUUAUUUCUUUUAUUUCUCUUUUUUUGGGCGCUUUUGUCAUGUUACAUCCAUAUCUGUAUUUAUAUCUUAUUUGUUUCACUUUUGAGUGUAUCAUGGCAAAUGUACAGAUGUUUUUAUGUUAACAUUUACAUGAUAGAAUUUGCUAAAAAAUGAAAUAAAACUUUUUGAGUUUGCCCUAGAAUAAAUGACAGUUAAAUUUAAGUCCUUAUGGGAGCCUCUUUGCACUACAAUUUGGUCAUGAAAGCAGGUGACCUCAAAGAUGAACUGUCAGCACAGAAGCAUGGUUUUUUUAAAACCCCAAAUCACAUUUAUUUCCACACAUGUGACACUGUCCAAGGGUACACCCAUUAUGGUAGCAUCGUAUCCCUGUGCAGACGUUCAUAGUUGGGAGGGGGCAGAAUCAUGACUGUGGUACCAAGUUCUGCCCUCUCAGUGCUCUAAGAUGCUUAUCGAAGUUCUGAAACUCUGAUACUGGUCCUUGAUUGCUAGGCUAGAAGAGAAGGGUGUACAAGUAUGUAGAAAUUACCCUACUGUACAAAGGUAAAAUCAUUGUAUUGCUCACUUUUGCCUCAGAUAGAUAGAUAGAUAUAACUUUAUUGUCAUUGUACAUAGUACAUAGUACAACGACGAAAUUGAAUGCCGCCCCAUGAAAACAACAACAUAAUUACAGCCACAUAUACACAUACAUACACACACAUCACAACUCCCCAAUAUCAUAUUAUUUAGUUACAGCAUUUAGGAUGGUUAUAGCUCUUGGAUAAAAACUGGUUUUUAAUCUUGUUCUUGUUCUAUAUCUCUUGCCCGAAGGCAACAGUGCAAAAAGACUAUAUCCAGGGUGAGAUGAGUCCUGCAAAACAGUAUUUGCUUUUUUAAGGCAUCAGGAACUGUAUAGUUCUUCCAGAGAUGGGAGGGGAUGACCGAUAAUCUUUCGGGCUGUGGUUAUGACCUUCUGGAGCACUUUCCUAUCCAUGACUGUGCAGCUGGAAAACCAAGCACAGAUACAGUAUGUAAGAAUGCUCUCUAUGCAGCUUCGGUAGAAGGACACCAGCAGUCUCUCACUCAGCUUGUUCUUUUUAAGCUCUGCCCAUCUCCAGAAUGUGGCCCACAGAAGGUUGCUCAGAUGGGAAUUCUGCCUUGAGCUAAAAUUCUUUUCCUGACCUUGCGCGACAUGCAUAGUCUGCCAUGUGAUCUACAUAAUGUUAAAAUGUCAUGUGCAGAUCACAUGGUCAUGCAAACGCCAUUGGCAUCUGUCUGUCUUGGGAGACAAUGAAGGCAACCAAACAGUCGGAAAGUUACAGCACCUGCUGUGGCUUAUAGAGACUGAGACCUGAGAGACAUGUUUUGUUGAAGCUGGGACAGAUGAAGGUGUCCGGUUGUGCUGCUGCAGAUGCACCAUGGCGUUUCUUUUCUCUGUGCGGUCAUUCAUCAUCUGGUCACCACUGCAGAUAAGCAACCUGACAGAUAGCCUCCAGGCACUGCCAUCAUCUGCAAGGGAUUACCACAUGGCAGGGUUAAUGUUGCCAGCCUUCAUGUCACAUUUGCAGACUUUUUUGUAAUGCAGAGUUGGUCGGCCAAUGGGCCUGGUGCCUGAAGCCAGCUCCCUGUAGAGCACAUCCUUGGGGAUCAAGCAUACCCUCCAACAUGAGUUUAUGGCUGCAACCAUAACCCUACUUACCUGGGAGUAAGCCCCACUGAAUUCAGGACUUGCUUCAGAGCGGUCAUGGAAAGCCCUGUGCAGUAAGUGUACUACACAGGCAUAGGGCAGGGUCACCACACACACACCUGUGUAAUUUUGCUCGUCACUUUUGACUCUGGCCUUUUCACAUUCAAAGGGUUUUACUAUCAUUAAUGCAGGUUCUAGGGCUUUAGCUUAGCCCAGAUAGACAUGAGCACAAGACUGGAUUCUUAUCCUAAGCAUAUUGAAUUCACUGACUUAGCAUAGCCAGAAGAACUGUUUCAUGCACUGAGAUAUUCACUGGGUGUCAAUAUAUGCUUUAAAAAAAACCCUGAUAUUUCAUUUCCUAUUUGAUUGAUGCAGUACUGACACUAAACAUUCAGAGCUGUGUGCUUCCUCCUCCAUCCCAGCAAUAUCUUAUACUUUUUUUAAAUUUGUGCUUAAGCUGUUAGGACUUGCUUGAUGUCCUGGACUAGAACAACUAAAGCAACAUUUGAUGGUUGAAAGCAAAGACUCUUGAACACUUAACAACUGCAGAAUUGUCCACAUCUUAAUCUAUUCCUGCAAAAAUUAUCACAAGUCUGAGGCACUUGUAAGGGUAGCACAUUUGUUGCUAGAGCCCACUUGAUUUGUUUGAAGCAUCUUGGAAAACUGGUAGGUAGCUUGUUUAGCUUAUACAGUGGUACCUCUACUUGCGAAUAACUCUACUUACGAAUGGAGCUCUGUCCGCCAUCUUGGUUUAGAUAGGGUUUUUUCUACUUACGAAUUUUUUAAUAGGGUUGCUUCGACUUACGAUUUUUUUCUCCCAAUGCAUUCCUAUGGGAUUCGAUUUACAAAUUUUUCCGCCUUACAAAUGUGCGUUCGGAACACAUUAAAUUCGUAAGUAGAGGUACCACUGUACGUAAAUCCAGCACUGCCAGCAUGCUUGUCUCUUUCAAGGGGGCCAGGGCUGCCUCUUUGCACAACAAAGUAUUAAUAGCCUCUUGCACCAGUCCAGUGAAUCCCCAUCUGCUUGAUGUAAUAGUCAAGAGAGCAAGGGCUGAGCAACUUAGAAGUAGGCCACACUCCUCAAAGCAUGUCUGCAUUGUCAGACUGCAGUUCUUCCCACAGAACAGGGUCAGUUGGUGCUCUGGCACAUCCUGAAACAUGUAUCAUUCUUGUGGUCUAAGGCUAGCUUCUUUAUAUGCUCUCUUCUUUCUGUGGGGAUGGGCUGUGUCUGUUUUUUUAAAUGCUAUGCCUUAGGGGGCUUCUCAGCCUGAUCUGCCUGUAGAUGUGCCAACAACAAAUGACACAGUGGCAAAAGUGUCUUGAUGGGAUCUGCCCGUACUGGGUCAAAUUGGUUUUUAGCCCUGAAGCACUGCAGAAAGCUCUGAAGUUGCCGGCAUUGCAAAUUCCAUGUUAGGCAAAACAUGGUAGAAAUGCAAAUUUUAAACGCACGUGCUUACUAUAUAGCCUUUACUAUCCCCUUUAUAUUCAGUUCAGCCAAGUGGCUGUUCUAGACAAAACACAAGGAGGUAUUAACUGCAAUCCUGCUAUCACAUUUCUAUGAAAGUAAACUGAUUUUCACAAAACAUACGAGAGGCACCAGUAGUAAGCAUGUCCACAUAUUGAAAAAUAUACAGACACAUACACAAAUACACACACACACACACAGAGAGAGAGUGCGCAGAAACAAUCUGUAACACUGGGUUCUAAAAGAUGAAUGACACAAGUUUCUGUAGGCAGCAGGAUAGUUAUUCUCACUCAUUUAUUUUUUUAAAUAAUUGCUUAGGGUUUUGUUUGUCAUAAGCUUAUCCUUAGUGCUGUUCUACUAGAUUUUGCCAA